Molecule: messenger RNA, 1569 nt
Organism: Hordeum vulgare subsp. vulgare (domesticated barley)
Lineage: Eukaryota; Viridiplantae; Streptophyta; Magnoliopsida; Poales; Poaceae
Product: cytosolic sulfotransferase 7-like
Exons: 1
Coding region: 151-1374 (407 amino acids)
Biological process (GO): sulfation
Cellular component (GO): cytoplasm
Molecular function (GO): sulfotransferase activity
Source: RefSeq, a predicted model, not a curated record
AAGGCCACACAAAAGCCGGCCACAACAAAUCCUGGUUAAAAGAGUCAAAUAACUAAAAAAUGUAUUUAUUAUCAAAAUAACUCUUUCGUUCAAACACCAUUCCUAACCAAACUCUAACCUCUAGCCAAGUUAGAAUAUUCAAACAGGCCCAUGUCUUCGGUCGGUCGAUCGCCACGUCCAAUCCCCGACCAAACCCCACUGCAUAUCACUAUUGAUCUUCGUCUCAACUCCCACCCGCCUACAGCGCUCCCGAUGGAUGUGCAACAGCAGAGCACUACGGCCAAAGAAGAGACAUCAUCGGCACUGGCGCCGACCGCCGCCGCCGACGACGACGACGAGGAGCACGAGCAUCCCAGGCUACACAUGCACAACGUGGCUGAGCUCAUCCCGGCGCUGCCGCUGGAGACGCGGUGGCCGCCGUUCGCGCUCCGCCGGUACCGCGGGUACUGGAUGGCCGAGCGAUUCCUGCCGGCGGUCGCCGCCUUCAACGACCACUUCGAGCCGGCCCCUGGCGCCACGGACGUGCUCCUGGCCACCUGCCCCAAGUCCGGUACCACGUGGCUCAAGGCCCUCGCCUUCGCCACCGCGCACCGCGCCGCGCACCCGCCAUCGUCGCUCGACCACCCGCUCCUGCGCAACAACCCGCACGGCUGUGUCAUGUUCCUCGACACCAUCUUCGGCCGCCCCGUCGAAGACGCGCGGGAGGUCCUCGCCGCCUACCCGUCCCCGCCGCGCGUCUUCGGCACGCACUGGGCCUACUCCCAGCUGCCGGAGCGCGUCACCGCCGGAUGCCGCGUCGUGUACCUGUGCCGGGACCCCAAGGACGUGAUGGUGUCCUGGUACUGGUUCAUCCGCAAGUGCUGCGCCCCCGACAUCGCCGGCGACCUCGAUUUCCAGGAGCUCUUCCAGGUGUUCUGCGAGGGCCGCAACGGGUACGGGCCGGCUUGGCGGCACGCCGCCAGGUACUGGGAGGCGAGCGAGAGGCACCCGGACACGGUGCUCUUCCUCAGGUACGAGGAGAUGCUGCGGGACACGGCAGGGAGCGUCCGGAGGCUGGCGGAGUUCAUGAGGUGCCCCUUCACGGCGGCGGAGGAGGAGGCGGGCGUGGUGGGCGCCGUCCUGGAGCUGUGCAGCCUGGAGAAGCUGAGUAACCUGGAGGUGAACAGGAACGGCGCGCCCGCGCUGGCCGUGGCCAACGACGCCUUCUUCCGGAAGGGUGUGGCCGGCGACUGGCGCAACCACAUGACGCCGGAGAUGGCGGCGAGGCUGGAUGGCAUCGUCGAGGACGCCCUGCGUGGCACGGGGUUUUCGUUCGCCGACUCAGGCCAGGCGGCGGAGCACCACGGGGCCGGCGCGGGCGCCGGAGCACCGUAGAUCGUUCGACCACCCUAUAUUUUUUUAAUAACACGAUGGCAUAUAUCAAUGCACGUCGGGUUUCCUUGUAGAUUAAAUCAAGCCAGACUAUAGUGUUCUGUUUUCUGCAGUUUGAGUUGGAUCGGGUGUGAUCUACAGUACUCUAGUACUUAUUAUGUAUUGUUGCCAUAAUGCAAAUGUCUUGAAUUGCUAGUA